AACGCACAUUAAACCGGCCUCUCUUGUCGUCCCCCCUCUCUCCAACCAUUAAUAGCCAUUGAACGAAUUUCCACCCAUCAUCAUUCCGACGAAAUCAUCGAUACUACGAGCAUAUUCUACAAUUAUUUACUACUAUUACAAGUAAGAUGCCUAAGACCACAUCUCAGUCCCCAAAGCGGUCCCCAUUAGCGAUGGGCAAAUACCGCCGAUCAGAGUUGUCGCAUUUGACGGCAGCGCGAAAUAAGGGUUUAAAACACUCCGCCGGAAAGAAGACUGUCGCAGCCAGCAACAGAAAAAGGAAGCCGUCUUUCUCUUCCAUCUCAACUAUAUCCUCAGUUUCCGGCUUUGAAGACGACGAUGAACAGGACGAAGCGGAUUCUGAAGCGAGUUCCGAUGAAGACGACGAGUCCGCUCAUCGGACCCCGUCCUACGGAGGCAAGAGCCGCAGAGGACGUAAGACGGGGUCAAAGAUGGAAUCCUCUACUCUUUCAAUCAAGAAGAGAAAGCUUUCCUACGACGAAGGCUACGAAGGGCAACAAAGCAGCACCGGAGACUCGGACAGCGACUAUGCGGCCGUUGAUGAGAUCGACGACGACGAAGACAUGGAUGUCGAGAAGCUUGAAGAGCAGAUGAUUCUCGAGUCUGAGGAUGAGAGUCAAAUGUUGAAAAGUGUCUUUUCAGCUUCGGACGGUCCCGACCUUGAUGAGUGGGCCGGAUUCGGUAGUUUCGAUGAUCACAUCCUGUUCACAGAACCUUUGCUCGAAGACAAUUUGUACAGUGCAAUGGAAACGUUCGGCGAGACUGAUUUUACCAGUGAAGCCGUUGAGACGCCUGUACAGCGACACGUUCAUUUCGUCGUUGAAGAGGACGACUCAGACUCCUCCAGCGAUAGCCACGAUGGUAGUACUGACGAUGAGAUUCCCGGUGAUUUCUUGCAACAAGACAGCUUGGAUCCUACUCUUCGCCGCAUGAUCGACAAUGAUUACGAUCCCAGCAACAACCAGCGAUAUGAAGACAUCUUUGGGGAGUCUGAUAUCAGUCACCCGGCCAAUAUCUACCACGUUGAGUCGGACGCCGUCUCAGACGGCUCUAGUGGCUAUGAAACCGACGAUGGAGAAACUACAGACGAGGAUCUACCACCCCCUGCCACCAUCACACAUCCACGAUCUAUCCUACGGCGAGAUUCGACCACAUCUUUAACAGCAACCGGAGACUCCACCAGCCAAAGAUCAAACCCACCACGUCGGCGCGGACCUAUCAUGGGAACGUUUGUUGCCGACCCCAAAAAGCCAGUUGCUCUUGUCGAUUGCACCGGCAAGCACCUAGUAAUUAUCCCCGCAUAUGCCUCUUCUCGUCAUGACUGGCUGGAGUCGGCGACCAACAGCAUGUGCGGAACUGCACACAACAGCCCGCGAGCUACCACUAUGCACCUGAUUGAUGAAAGCGAUACAGACGCUCUUACCUCACCGAACGGUUUUGAGCUAAAUCCAAUGCUGAGUUCUGGUAACCUCAUGAUGACCGCUUUGGGCAACGAUGCCACCCCUGGUGGGCAGGUUAUGGGCCCGCCCGAAGCUUUUUAUCCAUCGCAGUCGUUCGCCGCUGAUAGCUCAUACGACGAAGACGAUGAUGAAGACGACGAACGCAUGCUGAACGUUGAUGAUUUCAUUGACUUUGGAAAUGGAUCAUCUGAUGAAGACGAGGGAAUGAAUAAGGGGUCUGACGACGAAGAGGGCCUUACAACAUCGCCAGCCGUUGCAUCGUCCAUCCAAGGCUUGACUACACCAACACCCAACCGAACCAAUGACAACGACAGUGCCGAACGAUUCCUCAAUCAUCUGGACAAGGGCAUUGUGACCGCUUUCCGUCGCAACCACACUCGAUACCAGACUUUGAUUCGCCUUCCUCAACAUCGAGAAUUCAUGCCAGCCAAUUCUCCGUCUCGAGCGGCUAGUGUGUUCAAACACUCUCGUUAUGCCGAUCCUCGCACUCCUCCUCGCAAGCGCCGGAAUCCAUAUUCUGGGGGCGAAGCAGUACGACGUAAAUUAAUUGAUGGCCAUCGGCGCAAUCAGCUCUCUUUUUGAGAGACUCAAAUCAACCUACUCAUACAUUCUUUUGCAUAAGGCAUCGACUUUCUUUUAACUUUUCUCAUUACCUGAUAAUACCAGGUCCAUGUGAUGUAUUUCGCGACAUGUUUCAUUAAGUGACGGCCGGUAUAUGAAUGGAAAUCUGGAGGCGGGCGGUAAGGCGAACUGGCGCAGCGGCGCUAUGACGAGACGAUGUUUGUUGUCUGUCAACGAGGAUAACGGUAAUGGCUGUUAGACCUUUAUGAUUUGAUUGAGUUUAUGAUGAUGGCAUCUGGAUAUUGAUCGCUGGUUCAAUGACUGGAUAGAUCAAAAGUUUCUGUUUAUGUUUGUGGAUUUAGUCGAUACCUUGGAGUUCUUAGUGUGAUUUUAACAAUGAUGAACAUAUCCAUUUAAUC
This is a messenger RNA of Talaromyces stipitatus ATCC 10500, 2479 nucleotides long. RefSeq lists its product as uncharacterized. The record is from RefSeq and is a predicted model, not a curated record. The coding region runs from base 147 to 2081 and encodes 644 amino acids. The transcript is spliced from 2 exons. NCBI's taxonomy places the organism in Eukaryota, Fungi, Ascomycota, Eurotiomycetes, Eurotiales, Trichocomaceae.